This is a messenger RNA of Arvicanthis niloticus (Nile rat), 1706 nucleotides long. RefSeq names its product MORN repeat containing 4 (gene Morn4). Lineage: Eukaryota; Metazoa; Chordata; Mammalia; Rodentia; Muridae. Gene Ontology annotation, cellular component: cell projection. Gene Ontology annotation, biological process: response to axon injury. The record is from RefSeq and is a predicted model, not a curated record.
GCCCAGUGCGGCCGUCAGGGAUGGCGGCGUCCAGUGGGGCUGAGUCGGGUGGAGGUGGCGGAGGGGAAAGUGGCAUUGAGGCGUCCAGAGCAGCAAAGAUCCUAACUGUUGGAACCCCGCGCCGCGUCGGGGCGUGACAGUCGUCUGCGAGAAGCCGAGCUCAGUUGCCAUCCUCUUCUUCCGUAAGCUGCCACCAUGACCCUGACGAAAGGUUCCUUUACCUACUCCAGUGGGGAGGAAUACCGCGGCGAGUGGAAGGAGGGCCGGAGACAUGGUUUUGGUCAACUGAUGUUUGCAGAUGGUGGCACCUACCUGGGCCACUUUGAGAAUGGGCUUUUUAAUGGCUUUGGAGUACUGACCUUCUCAGAUGGCUCAAGGUAUGAGGGGGAGUUUUCCCAGGGCAAGUUCAAUGGCGUCGGAGUCUUCAUUCGAUAUGACAACAUGACCUUUGAGGGGGAAUUUAAAAAUGGCAGAGUCGAUGGUUUUGGCUUGCUGACUUUCCCGGAUGGUUCUCAUGGAAUACCCCGAAAUGAAGGUCUGUUUGAGAACAACAAACUGCUGAGGCGUGAGAAGUGUCCCGCUGUGGUUCAGCGGGCUCAGAGCGCCUCCAAGUCAGCCAGGAACCUCACUGCCUGACGGAGCUAUGGGCGCAGCUGGAAAGUAUCUGCAAAGCAGUGGUGUCCCUUGUAUACGUGCGUGCAAGGCGAACAAAUGAACUGGAUAUGAGACGAGAAUGACUGAAUGGCCUGCGGGGUGCUUCGUCACCUGCCAUUCAGGAGUUCAGUCACAGAAAAGUGCGGAGGAUUUGGCCCCCGGACCCUGGGCAGUUAUGCCCUUCCCUGGCCCCGAUGUGCUCAAGAACAGGGCCUACCCUCUUUUCCUUCCUGUUAUGCCCAAGACCUUGGGUCACCCAGUGCUGCGGCCUUCUCUGUAUCUGCUGUCAGACCAUAGAGAAUCUCUUCAUUCUCCCCAUCCUGAUGGCAGGUAAUCUGAGUCUCGACUCAGGACCAGCCCUGUGUGCUACCGUUGGAUAAAUCAGGAAGAUGGGUGACUUAGACCACAGCAGUCUGUGUCUUCUCAUCCCUCCUCAGUGUAAGACUGUGGUUUUCUUCUCCCUCAGCUUUACCUGAGUCUUCCUUACCCGAGUUGCAGCAGACAUCCCAAACCCUAUCUGUGCCUCUCUCUUCUGUUAGACGUCAGACAGGAUCCCUUUAUAGACUAGCCAAGUAAUACACUCGUGUAAAAGUAACUUAUGACCUGCAUUCAUUACUCACUCCAGGGCAAAGGGCAGACCUAUCCAGGCCUUCUAUGGAAUGACCUGAAAUCCCAGGGAAGGCUUGCACUGAGAGUUCCUUCCCAGUGUACCCUUGGAUCAGACUCACUGUCCCUUGGGUGUUUGAAGGCUUGGAUCCAUCCUGGUGUGAACUGUCUAGCAUGGGCUCCUCCAUUUGACUUGUGUCUCUGGAAGCAAGAGUCUUGGCCCUCAGGCCUGGGACAGAUCUUUCUGCCAAAAUCAUCACAAGGUCUCCAGUUAGCCUAGGUCCCAGCUCCAGCCCCAGCCCAGGCCCAGCCCCAGGCCCCAUCCUCAAAUCUCUCUCAACAGCAGACUGUGGUGGAAAUUAUAGCUGUGUGCCUCUAUUUAUCAUCUGAACUGUACUGUAGAAACAAGUGUUUAUAGGAAUAAACCAGUCACCAGAACUGCCUAU